CACUAGUCACAUCGCAACCCACCGCAACAGUAUACACACGCACCUCAAGGGUUCUCCUUCGUCAUGCGCUGCUGGAUACCUGCCCUACUCUUCUUCUUCCUUGCAUUAAGUUCGGCAAAUUUGUACAAUGUGACAGAAUCUUCUCACACGGAAACGAAGAUCACUGAAGGUGUGAAUGACGUGGGCAACAAGGCAGAUCGCCGGAAUUAUGCCGUUCUGCAGGACUGGUUUGCGGCGCCGCCUCUGCUUCCAAUAUCUGUCGCUGCGUCCGAUAACUUCCGGAGCCCGCGCUGCAGAAACCAAAGCCAGCUCUUUCUGCAAGAGCUACGUAAUUUCACCUUAUGGGCUGUACAGAUGUUUGAUUCAGCAGCCAAGAUCCCAGUUGGCGUUCUGGCAGGAAAUCAGUACCACCUGGGACAUUAUGACGAGUGCGUGGAGAUCUCAGUGGACGUUGGAGAAAGGCUUGGUGGGACCCUGAAGGGACAGUACUGCUUGGCCGAAAUACAGAUUAACUCCUCUUUCUCAUCCCGAACUGACCCGUAUACCCUCAAUUACGACCCCAGAACAUCUGCCUGGGAAAAGAUUGCGUACAGACACGACCCUGCCAAAGUGAGACGUGACAUUAUACACUGGGCACUCUGCGUGCCGGCUUCCUGCUCUCCCGAGGAGUUACACAACGUUCUGAAACAGGAGCUCAGCAAGAUUGGCGGGUCUCAAGGCAUCCAGUUCACACCCCGGAUAUCGCAGGAUCUCUGUCAUACGCUGGACAAUGACGACCCCUUCUCGACGGGAGACAUAAUCUACCUGUUUAUUCUGGUUGCACUGAUAUUUCUGCUAGUGUCGAGUACAUGGUACGACUUCGCACUCUCCACUGAUCUACCUGAGAAAGGAGCAGAGUCGACUACGAAGAAACUGUCCAGGUUCGAGACGGCGUUCCUGUGUUUCUCAGCAAGGCGGAACUUGAAGAAGCUCACAAGCCACAACUCCAUUCACCCGGCUCUCGAUGCGUCUCAUGGAUCCAGACUCAUGUUCAUGUUAUUCAUUAUCAUGGGGCACAGGAUCACUACAUUUGGAGGGCACCCCAUAUUCAAUGCUGAGACCGAGGAAAGGCUGUUCCAGAAUGCACCAGCCAUGCUCCUUGCUAAUGGCCCUGUCAUUGUGGAUGGUUUCUUCGCACUAAGUGGAAUUUUGUUGUCGUAUCCCUUACUCGUCCACCUGGCCAAAACCGAACGCAUCAACAUAGUAAUGCCAAUAUUCGUGCGCUUCAUUAGGUUGACACCCUCAUACAUGAUGCUAGUGUUCUUCCAUGCUACUCUACUCCCCCAUAUGGGGUCAGGCCCCUUCUGGGACUCUACGGUGGGGCUUGAGCAACGACGAUGUGCGACAAACUGGUGGUCGAACCUCUUGUACAUUAACAACUAUGUCAAUGUUGGUGAUAUGUGCAUGUUCCAAUCGUGGUACUUGGCGGCCGACUUCCAGUUGUACAUCGUGUCUCUACUGACGGUCUGCGCUAUCUGGCGCUGGCCUCGACUGGGCUACACAGUUCUGGGGACACUCAUGGCACUCUCAACCAUCAUUCCGUUUGUCCUCGUUUAUCAGAACGAGGCGGCACCGCUCCUCUAUCCCUAUCCGGAAAAUAUCAGGGACGUGAGAGCCAGUUGGUACUUCCAGUCUAUAUAUGUGGCAACGCACAAUAGAGCUGCACCGUACGUGGUCGGUGUCAUUAUUGGAGUGUUGCUCUAUCAGCUACGGGACAGCAGCCACAGACUCGGGAAGCUGCUGUCUCACAUCGCCUACCUGACGUGUGUGUGGGGCUUAGGCAUCGCUAUACUGAUGUCCGUGUACGUGUUCUUCAUCCCAGGGCGGCCCUACAACGCGUUGGAAGCAGCACUAUAUGGAUCCCUUCAUCGCAUUGGCUUCGCUUUGGCCGUGGCGGGUUUCUUCGUCCUCAUCACUUGGGGACAGAUAGACAUAUAUCAGAGGUUCUUCUCAUCAAAACCCUUUGUUGUGCUCAGCCGUCUUACAUACGGCGCGUAUUUGGCACACACAAUGGGCCAGCUGUAUGACCAGGGAAGUCUCCGAGUGCCACGAUAUCUCUCAGCUUAUACAGGGAUGUGGUUAACGUUUGGUGACGUCACAUUUGCGUUCGGUGUGUCUCUCUUCCUGCUGUUGCUUGUCGAGGCUCCUUUCAGAUCUAUAGAAAAAAUUGUGUUCGGAAAGAAAUAUAAGUGAUAAAUUUAAAUCUUAUUUAUUAAACAAGAGAAGGAAGUCCGUCCUAAUCAACAGCUAAGGUGAAGCUGUUCAUUUUCCUUCACUGUUCAGUAAAGGUUUUGCUCCUGCAUAUCAGUUCAUAGUCUCCUGGUAGUAUGCAAUCAGACACGAAUAGGUAGAAUUACAAUGCAUAUGCUGGACACACUUGCCUACUUCGCUUUGGUUACGUGUAGUAGGCCUAAGCAUGACAAUAACAAACAAUAUGCAUUGAUGCGCCUGUUGCUUUCGAGUGGAUACUGAGCAUUCUGCUCCAUAAUAUUACUAAUAUCGAUUAUAUUGUUUUUCCAUAGAACGUGAAAACUCUGAUCCAGUUAUCAUUUUUAAGAUCUGUUCAAUUCGAUCGAAAGGUCAUUUUUAUGAAAUUAUCAAAACUGGAAAAAAAAAAUUAUGGUGAGGAGAUACUUAAUUACCUUGUAAAUGCUGGCAACGCUAAUGCUUAUACUGAUUAUAAUAGAUCGCCUUCUUUACAGGAAUAUAGUAGCAGAAAAAUUUUUAAACCGUUUUCUUGAGCCAUCAGAACCUUUUCGACUUCUUGAUUUUUCUUGUUUCCGAUUUAAUAAUAGUAUGCUGUUCGUCAGAUAGAGGCAUAGUAGCUUAAUUGAGAGAAAGAGAGAGAGAGAGAGACAAUGAGUGUUAUUACUCCCAAAUUUAGGUUUGUGCCAUCAAACACAAUUUCGCACAAUUUAAUUUCCAUGCAUUUGAUAACACUGUAAUGCAUUAAGUUAAUUAGGAGAAGGCUAAACACUGGAACAAAAGCAAAUAUACUAGCAGUGUACACGCUUUCAUGCACUUAUACAUUUAACAUAUAUACAUAGAAACAUGCAUCUAUACAUAUAUACAUAAACCUGACCUUUAUGAGAACAAUCAACACUAAAAUGUUGUGCGAUAAGAAAUAUUUUAUAUUUUCAUUUUUGUACGGACAUUUAUCAAAUGUAAAGCAAAUUAUUUUGGGAAUCCUACAGAAACGAACAAACAGAAAAUACAAAAGUAAUAGAACGGACCAAAAAUAUAAGUAAAAAAAUAAACAUAUACCUCCCCCACCAGAGCAUAAAACCAGGGUUUAAGUAGAAUAUGGGACACACACAGAAUGAGGGAGAUGAGCCCCCCCCCCUUACUUCAGACAUGAAUACAGCAAAGGAAAAAUUACACGUAGUAAAGAUACAAUGACAAGACAAUUGCCACAAAAUAGGUUAAGAGCGCUAUUUAGGGAAAGAAAAGGUAUUUAUUAGAAGAAAAUAAUCUCUAAUCAAAUAAACCAAUAAGUAUAAUUAUAGAAAAUAAAAGAGUCUCACAGCAGGUUCGAUAUGAAUUCAAUAUUUCAGUCCUAUGACGAAAGACGAGCUACGCGAGACCAUGCGAGCACUCAACAAUGGUAUAUUGUACUCAUUGUUUCAAUUUUAUUGUGCCAUUAUCCACAUUUUAAUCCGUUAGUUGGAAUGUUGGAUUUUCAGCCAUUUUGAGUGAUUGAUGAGUUCUUAUUAUUUGCAUGUUAGCUGAUUGUGUUGUGCGAUAGAGCAACAUAGACUAAUCGUUUAAAGUAAGCAACAAAGUCUGGAGUACUACAUUUGAUUUGAAAAGGUAAUAUGUCGCGGAGAUAUGUUUUCUUUUCCUUUCCAACUCCAAGACAGAAUUGCUCAGUACUUCUACAGAUGGUGUGUAAGUUGUUACCUGCUUCCUUAAUAAACUACCAUGAAAUGUACUGUUCAUGUUUCAAUAGAAAUGAUCAUAUUAUAUUCGUAUAUUGUUAAAUAAUUACUCAUGAUUUUGACAAUAAGUUUAAACACUGACAACAGUAGUUCUGAUAUCGAUAAACUUUAUGGAAAUAAAAGAAGAAAAGUUGUUCUUAA
Molecule: messenger RNA, 4118 nt
Organism: Cryptotermes secundus
Lineage: Eukaryota; Metazoa; Arthropoda; Insecta; Blattodea; Kalotermitidae
Product: nose resistant to fluoxetine protein 6
Exons: 12
Coding region: 64-2232 (722 amino acids)
Molecular function (GO): acyltransferase activity, transferring groups other than amino-acyl groups
Source: RefSeq, a predicted model, not a curated record